Messenger RNA from Rotaria sp. Silwood2, 576 nucleotides. The record is from the annotation of a GenBank genome assembly. Lineage: Eukaryota; Metazoa; Rotifera; Eurotatoria; Philodinida; Philodinidae.
AUGUUAAUUGGUGUCACAUUGAUAUUAAUAUUUGUCUGUUUGGUUAACAUAAACAGUUUAUCUAUAGAUGGAACAACAAUUGCGGUAGUUCUGAACAUUGAAAAUACCAAUGUAGGAAAAGGUCAUAUAUGUAUCAUCGAUACCCAAUGUAAUGGUCAUGGACGAUGUCAUCAAAAUGAUACAGGCUGUGAUUGUGAUCGAGGAUGGAUUACACAUGGCAACGGUACUGAUACGAAUAAAUAUUGUGAUUAUCAACAACGUUCGAAAAAAAUUGCUUUUUUCCUCUCUUUAUUCGUUGGUAGUUUUGGUAUUGAUUGGUUUUAUCUUUCACGUGCAAGGCUAGUAUAUAUUACUGCUGGUCUAUUAAAAUUAUUAAUCGGAUGUGGAUGUUGUAGUGCAUGGUAUUUACUAUAUUUUCGACCAGAAAUCGGAAAUUUAGAAUUAGUCAAAAAAAACGUUCAUGCUGUUAGCAUAUUUUUUAGCUUAGUCACAUUUGUAUGGUGGAUUGUCGAUUGGGCACGUAUUUUGAGCAACAAAUUUACUGAUGGACAAGGAGUAGGACUUACUCCUUGGUAA